Messenger RNA from Symbiodinium necroappetens, 1438 nucleotides. Lineage: Eukaryota; Dinophyceae; Suessiales; Symbiodiniaceae. The record is from the annotation of a GenBank genome assembly.
AUGGCUCUGCGCUUGCUGGAUGACACCAACCACUACGUGACUACACAAGACUUGUACAACCUUCUGCUUCUCAGCCACCACGUUCGUCGGACAGAUUGGGCCCAGCGCGUUCUGCCCUUUCUGGGAUGGCGCAUGUUGCAAUCAAACGCCGUGGCCGGCUUGGUCUUCUCAACAUGGGCCAUCAGUGAGGCUGGACAGCUUGCCUGCUUCGGUCGCGAUUCGUAUAGUCUGCCUCCCGACCUCGGUCCGGUUGUGGCCGUGGCUGUUGGACUGCAACACACCUGUGCCGUGAAGGCGAGUGGCGAGCUGGUUUGCUUUGGAGACAAUGAUUAUGGUCAGUGCGGUGUUCCUCCCGAACUCGCUCCGGUGGUGGCCGUGGCUGCCGGAAGUUAUCACACCUGUGUGGUGAAGGCGACUGGCGAGCUGGUUUGCUUCGGAAACCAUGAACACGGCGAGUGCGAUGUGCCUUCCGAUCUCGGUCCGGUGGUGGCCGUGGCUGCCGGAUAUCUGCACACUUGUGCCGUGAAGGCGAGUGGCGAGCUGGUUUGCUUCGGAAACAAACAAUUUGGCCAGUGCGAUGUGCCUCGCGAUCUCGGUCCGGUGGUGGCCGUGGCUGCCGGAGCAUAUCAAACCUGUGCCGUGAAGGCGAGUGGCGAGCUGGUUUGCUUCGGAAUCAAUCUGUAUGGUCAGUGCGAUGUGCCUCGCGAUCUCGGUCCGGUGGUGGCCGUGGCUGCCGGAGGACAUCACACCUGUGUGGUGAAGGCGACUGGCGAGCUGGUUUGCUUCGGAAGCAAUAGCGAUGGUCAGUGCGAUGUGCCUCCCGACCUCGGUCCGGUGGUGGCGGUUGCUGCUGGAGAAGGUCACACCUGUGCCGUGAAGGCGAGUGGCGAGCUGGUUUGCUUCGGACGCAAUGAGAAUGGUCAGUGCGAUGUGCCGCCAGGCUUCAAGGUUCGGCUUUCCCCACAGUCCAUCCGGGCACCAACCCCCGAUCCAAUGCAGGAGGUGCUGCAGCACGUGCAUCACAGCGAGCCUGCCGCCCACAUCUCGCAAGAGGAGGGCGCUGCAAUCGUGGCGGAGCAGGAAGCAUCGUGGAUUGAGCACAACAUCGGUUCCGGCUGGCAUGGCGACGACUUGCAGCCUCAGAUGCCUCAGAUGCCUGCCGGGCUCACCCGGGUGGUGCAGUUGGCGUUGAGCCGCUCGCACCCCCAGUUGGAUGCAUAUCUAGAACAGUCUCCUGCUUUGCGGCCAUAUCGGCAGGCCUUGGAAGAGGAGGACUUCAACUGGCAGUUGCAGCCAUCAGGCACAAAAGUCUUCAUGGAGCCCUGGUGCUUCCGAGCCAUCCGCGGACUUUCCACGCCCGCAGACCUCGAUAGGCGCUGGUUGGCGUGGACGUGGCUCCAGUGGACGACCAGCUUGGCAAGGACAGGGCACCCGCCGG